Messenger RNA from Oncorhynchus kisutch (coho salmon), 3007 nucleotides. Its product is annotated as unconventional myosin-XV-like. The coding region runs from base 1465 to 2115 and encodes 216 amino acids. The transcript has 5 exons. Gene Ontology annotation, molecular function: ATP binding; cytoskeletal motor activity. The record is from RefSeq and is a predicted model, not a curated record. Lineage: Eukaryota; Metazoa; Chordata; Actinopteri; Salmoniformes; Salmonidae. Gene Ontology annotation, cellular component: myosin complex.
UAGCAAAGUAAAGUUAGCAACAAAACGCACAGCAGCACGUAAACAAGUCUGCAAAUUGUGACCGGAAGUUGUGACCUGAAGUUAUGAAACCAAACACACUCUAUCAUUCACAAACACAUACUACUGGUAGUACUCGUAUGAUGAGGUACUACUGGUACUACUGGUACGCUAAGGCAAUACUGGUAUGAUAAGGUAAUACCGCUAAUACUUUUACGAUAAGGUAAUGCUGGUAAUACUGGUACGAUAAGGCAAUACUGGUACAAUAAGGUAAUACCGGUAAUACUGGUACGAUAAGGUAAUACCGGUAAUACUGGUACGAUCAGGUAAUACUGGUACAAUAAAGUAAUACCGGUAAUGCUGGUAUGAUAAGGUAAUACUGGUAGGAUAAGGUAAUAUCGGUAAUACUGGUACGCUAAGGUAAUACCGGUAAUACUGGCACAAUACAGUAAUACUGGUACGAUAAGGUAAUACUGGUAUGAUAAGGUAAUACCAGUAAUAAUGGUACGAUAAAGUAAUACUGGUAUGACAAGGUAUACCAGUAAUACUGGAAAGUUGUCAGGUAGCAAAGUAAAGUUAGCAACAAAACGCACAGCAGCACGUAAACAAGUCUGCAAAUUGUGACCGGAAGUUGUGACCUGAAGUUAUGAAACCAAACACACUCUAUCAUUCACAAACACAUACUACUGGUAGUACUCGUAUGAUGAGGUACUACUGGUACUACUGGUACGCUAAGGCAAUACUGGUAUGAUAAGGUAAUACCGCUAAUACUUUUACGAUAAGGUAAUGCUGGUAAUACUGGUACGAUAAGGCAAUACUGGUACAAUAAGGUAAUACCGGUAAUACUGGUACGAUAAGGUAAUACCGGUAAUACUGGUACGAUCAGGUAAUACUGGUACAAUAAAGUAAUACCGGUAAUGCUGGUAUGAUAAGGUAAUACUGGUAGGAUAAGGUAAUAUCGGUAAUACUGGUACGCUAAGGUAAUACCGGUAAUACUGGCACAAUACAGUAAUACUGGUAUGAUAAGGUAAUACUGGUAUGAUAAGGUAAUACCAGUAAUAAUGGUACGAUAAAGUAAUACUGGUAUGACAAGGUAUACCAGUAAUACUGGUACGCUAAGGUAAUACAGGUAAUACUGGUACGAUAAGGUAAUACUGGUACGAUAGGGUAAUACUGGUACGAUAAGGUAAUACGGGUACGAUGAAGGUAAUACUGAUACGAUAAGGCAAUACUGGUAAUACUGGUACGAUAAGGUAAUACUGGCACGAUAAGGUAAUACUGGUACGAGAAGGUAAUACCGGUAAUAAUGGCACGAUAAGGUAACACUGGUACGAUAAGGUAAUACCGGUAAUACUGGUAUGAUAAGGUAAUACUGGUAAUACUGGUACGAUAAGGUAAUACUGGUACGAUAAGGUAAUACCGGAAUGAUAAGUGGAACUGGAUGCGAUGUCUUGUGAAUGUCGGUAGAUGAACUCAACGGUGUGUCUGUGUGUAGAUGUACUCCAUCCGCAGCCUGCCCAGCAUGGUGUACCGGGAGCAGCCAGAGGAAGACGGAGUAGAGGACAUGACGCAGCUGGAGUGAGAACACAACACAACACAACAGCCUUAUUUAAAGGAUGUGGAAGCUGCUAUUUCAGCUGGUCUGUGUGCUUCUGUGUCUGUUGUUCCAGGGAGCUGUCUGAGGGAUCUGUGCUGCUCAACCUGAAGAAGAGGUUUGAGAGAGAGAUCAUCUAUACAUAUAUAGGUAGUAUCCUGGUCUCGGUGAACCCCUAUAGGAUGUUCAACAUGUACGGAACUGACAUGGUGCUGAAGCACAAGGGAACCGCUCUGGGAGAGAACCCUCCACACCUGUUUGCCAUAGCAAACGUCUCCUACACCAAAAUGAUGGAUGCCAAACAGAACCAGGUUAUUAUAAUCAGUGGGGAGAGUGGAUCAGGGAAGACUGAGGCCACUAAACUGCUGCUGCGUUACCUAGCAGCAAUACACCACAAACACAAUGUUACACAACAGAUUCUUGAGGCAGCUCCUCUUCUAGAAUCCUUUGGAAAUGCCAAAACAGUUCGCAACGACAACUCCAGUCGCUUCGGGAAAUACGUGGAGAUCUAUCUGGAGGAGUGAGUAUGAUCUGGUAUAUAUUGAUCUAUCUGGAGGAGUGAGUAUGAUCUGGUAUAUAUUGAUCUAUCUGGAGGAGUGAGUAUGAUCUGGUAUAUAUUGAUCUAUCUGGAGGAGUGAGUACGAUCUGGUUUAUAUUGAUCUAUCUGGAACAGUGAAUAUGAUCUGGUAUAUAUAGAUCUAUCUGGAACAGUGAGUAUGAUCUGGUAUAAAAACAUCUAUCUGGAACAGUGAGUAUGAUCAAUAACUCUAUCCUCUGGUCUAUAACGGGCUAUCCUCUGGUCUAUAACGGCUAUCCUCUGGUCUAUAACCUCUAUCCUCUGGUCUAUAACCGCUAUCCUCUGGUCUAUAACCUCUAUCCUCUGGUCUAUAACCUCUAUCCUCUGGUCUAUAACCUCUAUCUUCUGGUCUAUAACCUCUAUCCUCUGGUCUAUAACCUCUAUCCUCUGGUCUAUAACCUCUAUCCUCUGGUCUAUAACCUCGAUCCUCUGGUCUAUAACCUCUAUACUCUGGUCUAUAACCUCUAUCCUCUGGUCUAUAACCUCUAUCCUCUGGUCUAUAUCCUCUAUCCUCUGGUCUAUAACCUCUAUCCUCUGGUCUAUAACCUCUAUCCUCUGGUCUAUAACCUCUAUCCUCUGGUCUAUAACCUCUAUCCUCUGGUCUAUAACCUCUAUCCUCUGGUCUAUAACCUCUAUCCUCUGGUCUAUAACCUAUUUCCUCUGGUCUAUAACCUAUUUCCUCUGGUCUAUAUCCUCUAUCCUCUGGUCUAUAUCCUCUAUCCUCUGGUCUAUAACUUCUAUCCUCUGGUCUAUAACCUCUAUCCUCUGGUCUAUAACCUCUAUCCUCUGGUCUAUAACCUCUAUCCUCUGGUCUCUAUCCUCUGGUCUAUAACCUCUAU